This is a messenger RNA of Mangifera indica (mango), 994 nucleotides long. RefSeq lists its product as uncharacterized. The coding region runs from base 113 to 682 and encodes 189 amino acids. Lineage: Eukaryota; Viridiplantae; Streptophyta; Magnoliopsida; Sapindales; Anacardiaceae. The record is from RefSeq and is a predicted model, not a curated record. The transcript has a single exon.
UAUGCAUUUUCACCUCUCUAUAUAAUGUUUUCCGAGACUUCAAAAACUGGCCUAAAGCUAUCUCUUCUCUUCAGAACCAAAGUCAAAACAAUUACCCUGCCAAUAAUUCAAGAUGUUUAGUAAGAGCACAGAGGUUUCACAAAAUUAUUCUAUUCAGAUAAAGGAAGAUGACAAGUUCUUCUCCAGGCUUCUGUCCAAAGAGACCUCCAUGGCUAACCCUUCUUUCAGAGUCUAUUAUGGAGGCGUUGCUGUUGCAGUUCCAUUUUUGUGGGAGUCUCAACCAGGCACACCCAAAUGUAACAAAUUCGGUGAAAAAGCUCUCCCUCCUCUCACACCUCCUCCUUCUUAUUAUACUUCUAGCCCAAAUAUUGAACAAAAACCCAUCAAGAAACGCCGCUUCAGAUCCCUUAGUCUCUUGCAUAUCUUCUUCCCCAAGAUGAAUCAUAAGAAAACAACCAAUAAUGUAUCAUUUUCAUCCUCUUCAUGCUCGUCUUCAUCAACUUUCUCAAUGGUGGUUCCUAUAACUAGUCCUCUAAGAAAACAUCGCCAUGCGAGGAGCAAGUUUUCAAGUAGAGGAUCAUCGUUUGAUUCAAGAAUUAUAGAAGAUGAAGAACCAGCUUUUGGAUCACCAACUUCACCCCUAAGCUUUAAGCUUCGAGGAUGCUAUGGAAUGGUGAGGUGAUUAUAAAGUAGCUCUUUUAUCAUUAGUACUAUCUCUCCAGUUUGCCUAUGGAUCUGGGAAGCGCCUCUCACCUCUCAGAUUUCUCAAAGUCUUUGCCUUUUUUUAUGUGUGUGUGCGUGUGCCUAGUUUAAGUAAUUUACAGAAGGUCUUACUCUGUUUUCUUUGUUUAUCUUCAAUGGUUAGUGACCUGAACCAGCUGCAGAAGUAUUAAAAUCUAUCUGUGUGCAACUACGUAUGAUGUUCGUCUACAGAAAUCAAUAUUACUUUUACGUGUAUUCAAUAUCAAGCAAUAAAAGAUGAUUUUAAUGGCGA